UAUUUUCCUUUCCCAGAGAGCAUGUCACCGUUACCUUCCUCUCUCAAGAAAGGCAUGUUGGUGCCAGGAACGAUGGGUCUCCUGUCGGCUGCUUGUGCUAUCGGUAUGCUGCUCUUCAUCAUAUACAGGUUCCUGACAUGGCGCGCGCACUAUAAAACCUUCGUCGGAUACAAUCAGUAUGUCGCGCUGAUCAUCAACCUGCUGUGUGCAGAUCUGUUACAAGGUGUUGCGUUCAUGUUCUCCUACCACUGGGUAUUUACCGAUGGUAUCGUCGCACCCACAGUCAAGUGCACUAGCCAAGGGUUUCUUCUUAAUGCAGGCAACCUGUCUUCCGGUUACUUUGUCAUGGCUAUUGCUCUUCACACCUUCUAUGGUGCUGUUAUGGGUCGUCAUCUCAGACCCUCCAUUUUCUAUACCGCCCUCGCAGGUGGCUGGUUCUUUGCGCUCUUCUUAUCUGCUAUGGGCCCCAUACUGCAUGGAAACCACUACUACGUCCGAGCAGGUGCGUGGUGCUGGGCCGCUCCAGAAUUCCAAACAGAACGUUUGGCUUUCCAUUACAUUUGGAUCUUUGUGAUUCAGUUCGGAACCGUGAUUAUCUACUUCCUAAUCUUCCUUCAUCUCAAGAACACUUUGACGACCAUUUUGCCGUCUUCACAUUCGACCACACACGCGAAGGUUGAUAGAGCAGCACGAUUGAUGCUGAUGUUCCCUGUUGCCUACAUCAUCCUCACACUACCUCUAUCAGCCGGACGCAUGUGGUCUAUGGCACAUCACCAAUACAACAUCCACGAAGGGUACCAACUCGCCUCUGGAGCUUUAAUCGCCUGCUCUGGGAUGGUAGACUGCCUACUCUACACACUCACCCGUCGAAGCCUGGUU
Messenger RNA from Aureobasidium melanogenum CBS 110374, 879 nucleotides. RefSeq lists its product as uncharacterized. The transcript is spliced from 2 exons. The record is from RefSeq and is a predicted model, not a curated record. Gene Ontology annotation, biological process: adenylate cyclase-activating G protein-coupled receptor signaling pathway. Gene Ontology annotation, molecular function: G protein-coupled receptor activity. Gene Ontology annotation, cellular component: plasma membrane. NCBI's taxonomy places the organism in Eukaryota, Fungi, Ascomycota, Dothideomycetes, Dothideales, Saccotheciaceae. The annotation marks the transcript as partial.